Molecule: messenger RNA, 2993 nt
Organism: Rhodamnia argentea
Lineage: Eukaryota; Viridiplantae; Streptophyta; Magnoliopsida; Myrtales; Myrtaceae
Product: cysteine-rich receptor-like protein kinase 42
Exons: 6
Coding region: 576-2519 (647 amino acids)
Biological process (GO): protein phosphorylation
Molecular function (GO): protein kinase activity; ATP binding
Source: RefSeq, a predicted model, not a curated record
CCAACCACCCCUUUGACCUUCUUCAGUGAAAUAAUCUUUCGGCCAUGCCGUCGCUAUCAGAGUCGUCGACGACCGAGCCGAAGCCCUCGCGGCGAGCAAUCCCUCCUCCGUACGUGUCACCGAGUCGCAGAUCUCCACUUCGACGGCUCGCCUCCGCUUCUAGAAGCUCGUUCCAGGGUAAGCACUCGCCGUCAUGUUCACAUAUAACGAGUAGUGGAUGGCGAACCUGUGGGCUCAGCGGCGAAGCGUCUCGCAAACCGCCAAACACCUGGCGGUCGCGGUUGCUUUUCGGACUCGCGAGCUUCGAAUCUGCGGAGGAAGGAGGCGGAGAUUAAGACUCGGCGGGCGUCGGAGCUUCUCGAGCUCGGGCGCGCUUUGAUCGGAGGCGGAAACUUUGGUAGCUGACGCUUUUUGAAAGUUGCGGAGCUCGAACACGAGAGAAACCGAUGCGAUAAUCGGUUUUCACUCCUCUGCAUUUUCUCGAUAAUCAGUCUGAUUGGAUACUUGUUGAAGCGAACGCAGCUCCCGGAACAUUCUCCGGCGGAUUUGCCUCGGAACGAGUUUGAAGCUGUGAAAUGCGGUCUUCGGUCCUCAAUCCUCUCGACCUCGCUUGCGUCUUCCUCGUCGUCUUCAGCUCCUUGUUUUCGCCGUCGGUCGCCGAUCCUCGAGUCUCGGAGGCGGGCAUUCUAUGUCUCAAAUCCAACGUCACGUCUACAGCAAACAUCGUCUCGAACUUUCUCGACGUCAUGCGAGUGGUAGCCACGAAAGUCACCAAGGAUCGCUGGGCUUCUGCUUCCGUCACCACUCCGUUGCCGGAAAUCUACGCCCUGGCUCAAUGCCAGGGCGAUCUGAGCCAAGACGAUUGCCUCGUCUGUUUCGCGCAGAGCAGGACUAUACUCCCUAGAUGCAAUUUCUUAGCUGCUAACUCUGGGCGGUUGUAUCUCGACGGUUGCUUCAUAAGGUCCGAUUACUACAACUUCUUUAAUGAGACCAUCGAUCCGCAGCAUGAUAUGGUCAAGUGCGCCAAUCAAUCCAAUGUUUCAGCCAAUCAGCAGGCGAGGCUGCGGUUUGCUGAUAAGGUUGACCGGGUGCUGGGGAAUGUGACUGCAGUUGCACCGAAGAAUAAGGGGUUCGCCAUUUUCGAAGAGGAGAGACGCGGCGGAGUUGCUGGUGUUUAUGCACUGGCGCAGUGUUGGAACACUCUCAACGAGAAUGGGUGCAGAGAGUGCCUGGAGAACGCCAUGAUCAAGGCGAGGAACUGUACUCCUGCGGAUGAAGGGAGGGCGAUGAACGCCGGCUGUUUCAUGAGAUAUUCAACUCAGAAGUUUUACAGCUAUACAGAUGGUGACUCGCCGAAGCUUGGGAUCAUCAUUGCAAUUGCUUUCUCCUCUGCUGCUGCAACUUCACUUGUUCUUAUCAGUGCUUAUGUUGGAUACAGAAAAGUAUCCAAGAAAAAAGAAGUCCAGAAGAAACUCUUUGGUGUUCCAGCAAUUGUGAGGAAGUCGAAUCUGAAUUUCAAUUAUGAAUUGCUCGAGAAGGCUACCAAAUUCUUUGAUGACUCAAGGAAAUUAGGCCAAGGUGGAGCUGGUACUGUAUUCAAGGGGAUCCUCCCUGAUGGAAGAGUUGUUGCAGUAAAAAGACUAGUGUUCAACACACGUCAGUGGGUGGAUGACUUCUUCAAUGAGGUAAAUUUGAUCAGUGGAAUCCAACACAAGAACCUGGUCAGGCUUCUGGGUUGCAGCAUUGAAGGCCCGGAAAGCCUCUUAGUUUAUGAAUAUGUCCCCAACAGAAGCCUUGAUCAAAUCCUCUUUGAUAAGGAUGCAACCCAUAUCCUGAGUUGGCAGGAGCGGCUUAAUGUCAUCUCCGGAACAGCUGAGGGCCUGGCAUUUCUUCAUGAUGCUUGUGGAGUGAAGAUAAUACACAGAGACAUAAAAAGCAGCAAUGUCCUUCUUGAUGAGCAUCUCACAGCGAAGAUUGCUGACUUUGGACUUGCUCGAUGUCUUGAUCCAGAAAAAUCUCAUCUUAGCACCGGUAUCGCAGGAACACUGGGUUAUAUGGCUCCAGAGUAUCUUGUUAAGGGACAACUAACAGAGAAAGCAGAUGUUUACUCUUUCGGCGUGCUGGUCCUAGAAAUUUUAAGUGGUAGGAAGAACAGUGUAUUUGGGCAGGUCUCUGGUUCAGUUCUGCAAUCAGUUUGGAAGCAUUAUAAAUCAAAUAGUCUUGCGGAAUGCAUCGAUCCUGUGCUGAAAGACAAGUUUCCCGUCUCAGAGGCAUUGAAUGUGCUUCAAAUUGCGCUUCUUUGCACCCAAGCUUCCCCAGAUUUACGACCAUCCAUGUCUGAAGUAGUUGAGAUGCUCAACGACAGGGAGCGUAUAGUUCCCGUGCCAACGCAACCUCCAUUUCUCAACAGUAAUCUGACUCCAGGCGACUCCAGCAGAAGUUCAAAUACAAACCCUGGGAUCUCAAACCAACUGACAAAUUCUGAAAUUUCCUCCGCCUCCACCAUAAGCCUCCGGUGAAAUAGUCUUUUCAGUGGGAAUCACCCGAGCCAGCGGAGGCGAUGUAACUUUCAGACAUGUGAGCAGGAGCACUAUUUGGACCCCAACUGCACGUGAUGAUACGGGCAUAUGGUCCUGUGAGAAGGAUUGCAGGGAGUCCAAUGGCCAGGAGUGCUCGAGGGUUUCUCAAACCCUGAUCGGGAAUCGGGAUGAGGAUAUUUGGGCAGUGAGAUGGGGCAAUGAUGCAGCUACUGUGCAAGAGAUUGGAGAAGCUCUGGUGCAUCGGUCAUGUCUUAUGCUAGCCUUUUCCUGCUUGGUGGAGUCGGAGGAAAUAAUGUACAUAUUCUCGUUCACUUAUUUCCUUUGUCCUCCAUUGUCGCUUAGUAUUGCCAAUUCCGCGUGGUUACUGGAGCUGGGACUCGUAUGAAAAACAAUAGCAACUGUGCAGUAGUUCAUGACAGCCUCUUUUCAUGUUCCUGUAAUCUCAAAAGGAAA